AUGUUUGUCGGUAAAAGAGAAGAUCCUAUGUUUGUCGGUAAAAGAGAAGAUCCUAUGUUUGUCGGUAAAAGAGAAGAUCCCAUGUUUGUCGGUAAACGAGAGGAAGAUUCUUUGUUUGUUGGCAAACGUGAGCACGUCACAGAAUUACUCAGUAAAGGAGGGUUUAGUGAGACCCAGUUUGGAAAUAGACUUUCCCAAUAUGUUAAUGGUAAGUCAAAGUACAACCCUGGUCUUGUAAGCAAACGAAAAUUGCGCCUUAUGAAUUUAGUUACACACAAUAAAAAUUCUCUAAAAGGCGAUCAGCAAGUAUCUAAUGAUAAACGGGAGUUAGAAUCAGUAACUAUAAAUAAACCUAUUUUUAGAAGAAAAGAAGAUGAAUCUUCAGCAGAUAAAAUUUCACGUUUGCGGUCAAAUUUUUUUCAUGGGAUUAAGCGAUAUUCAGGGCCUUCUUUUGUAAGUAAAACAAUUAAAUAUCCCCUAGUAGAUAGUGAACGAAAUCGAUAUACCUUGUUAUCAGCUAAACGAGAUGAGGAUCCCUUAUUUGUCGGUAAACGAAUUGUGGGAAGGAAUUACUUAAUUGCUAAUCGUAAGUUUGCUGCUAAAAGGCGCCAAAAGUUUAAACGUACGGCAGCAAAACCUUCUAAUACGAUUUCUCUACAUAAACGGAACUUCAGCCAUACAAUGUUAGUGAAACGGUAUUUAGGAAUUCAAGAUCCAUCGUCCCUAGUCAUAGAGUUGCCUAAUGCCCAUAAUCCCUCAAAUUCAGUUAAGCCCUCUAAGAAAUUAUCUAAAAAAAGUCUUCAUAUGCCGUUAAAUGUUUUAUAUGCUUUACCGAUGAAAAGUGAUAGCUUUAAUAAUUUUAAAGACACAAAUAGAACUGAUUAUGGAGAACAGAUUUCACUAGGGUCGAGUAAAACCGAUCUCACAUCCAAAGUGAUAUCGCGAAGAUCUUCGUCACAACCCUCUUCAAAUAAGUUCAAAGAAGGAAAAAUUAACGCUGUCCGAGUUAAUAAAGGAAAAAUCGAGAACCCGUACGAAAAACAUGCUGACACAUUGUCACAUUCUGGUGAUGCCAUUGAGAAUUCUCAAAGAUUAAUGAGUUCAACAGCGAAAGAAGACAAUCAUGGUGAUAAAACUGAUCUGAGAGACGUUGAAAUUCCAGUGCGAUGAAAACUGCAUCAUCAAAAUGAAUUUCACAGUGAUUAGCCCUGGUCGAUCCAAUGCAGGUUAAAAUAACACACAUACACACACAGAAGAAAGCAAGCAAGAGACAUUAUUUGUGUCGAAGAGGAACAUCCAAGCACUGAAUUCAUUUCUUCGUGAUGAUCUUCAACCAUUUUAACUACAUUUUCUACGAAGAGAAUCGUGGAAAAUUUAACCUACACCGUUUACUGUUCAUUUUAGAGAACUAUCCAUUUACCUAUCGAUCUAUCAAUCAGACGUUUAUUCUAAUUAACUUAGAUACUGAGACUAGAAUGCAGCAAUGACACGAACAACUGCAACAACAUAUACAAUGAUAUAUAUACAUAUAUAUAAAGAACAGAGACAUUUAAAGGGGAAGAAACUGCAAAGAACGAAGGGGAGGUAAUUUCUGGAAACGAAUUUUAAAGAGGAAAACAGAUUUAAAAAAAACACGGGAAUAAAAUCUUAUUCGCAAAACAUAAAACGUGUUGCGCGAAAGCAAAAAGAAAAAGGAAGAAAAGAUUUAUACUUUGUUUAUAACACAGACGUGUUUUUUAAUUUCAACUCCUUCUCUUCUCUUUCCUUCUCUCUCCUGGUCUCUCUGUCUGAAAACCCAUCUUAUAUAUAUAUAUAUAUAUAUAUAUAUAUAAUAUAUAUAAUAUAUAAUAUAUAAUAUAAUAUAUAUAUAUAUUUAAUACAAGUUUACAUAUAUAUAUAUAUGUAUUUACACAUGUAUAUAGCACACUGAUACGUAGGUAUACAUACAUAUAUACGUGCACAUACAUAAACACACACAUAUAUAUAUAUAUAUAUUACAUUCAUACAUAUAUAGACACACACGCACACACGCAUAUAUAUGUAAAUAUAUACGUACAUAGAAACGCAUAUACAUUGACUCGUUAACAACAGCAAAUAGAGUUCACUAAAGAAAUUAAUUUAAUUAAUUCUUUUAAUGCUUAAUGAACUCUGAGUCUUAGACAGAGUUUACAGACAAAAAUACAAAAACAAAACAGCAAUAGCAAGAAUAAUAAUAACAAUAAUAUUAAUAAAUAGAAUAUAAAUACUAGCUGACUUCAUCAAUAUUACAUAUAUUAUUAUUAUCAAUAUUAUUAUUAUUAUUAUUGUUGUUGUUAUUGUUAUUAUCAUCAUCACUAUUUUGUUUUAAUCUUUUUCUCAUAAGCCAACCCCCAGCCCGUCACCCCACUCAACUCCCCAAAACAUUAAAAUACCUUGAAUAUGAAUAGGAAUUCCAACAUCACGAAGUAAAUUAACCCAAACUUUACAGGAAAAACAAAAGAAAAGAAAUAUAAAUGUAUCUAUAUAUAAAGAAAAGGACAGGAAUAUUUAAACUUAUAUUUAAAGAAAAAAACAAUAAAAAAAGAGGAAACGAUGUGAAAUCGAACCGAAACGACAAAAAAAAUUGAACAAUUUGUUUAUUGGCUGGAUGUUUCUGAUUCUUCAAAACAUUAAAAUAUGUACUCUGGGAUAUAAAAUCGUAUAUUUCAUCUUUC
Octopus bimaculoides (California two-spot octopus) is the source of this 2693-nucleotide messenger RNA. RefSeq lists its product as uncharacterized. NCBI's taxonomy places the organism in Eukaryota, Metazoa, Mollusca, Cephalopoda, Octopoda, Octopodidae. The record is from RefSeq and is a predicted model, not a curated record.